AUGAUCACGAAUAAUUGUUAUUGGAAAACAGAAAUUGAGGUCCCAACAGCUUACGUUUUCUUUCACAAAGAAAAGGCCUCAGAGGCAGCGGAUUUCCCUCGGACGGCGCUUAUCAGCAUCGCGUCCGUCUCUGUGAUAAUGGUCAUUGCUGUCGUCGUGUUCUGUGUAUUCCGCUGCCGUCAGAAUCCGCCACCCGGCGACCACUACCCUAUGGUCUGCAACGGGAAAAGCCAGCAAGGCUACACAUCUAUCGCCCCGGAGCUCUCACCACCACUGGGGAUGGACCAUGCCACGCAACCUCCUUUGAUGAAUGGAAACGGCUACCAAUCGAUGAAAGGCGCCAUUAUAACGAAUGGCAAUGGGAUGAAUGGGCAUAUGAAGAACGGAGCCGGCGGUGGUGGAGGUGGAGGUGCUGGGAAGAAGGAUUUCAAGGAGUGGUACGUGUAG
Messenger RNA from Ostertagia ostertagi, 447 nucleotides. The record is from the annotation of a GenBank genome assembly. Lineage: Eukaryota; Metazoa; Nematoda; Chromadorea; Rhabditida; Trichostrongylidae.